UUUAUUUGCAGUGCACGCCAAUGUGCUGUAGUGAACUAGUGAAUAAAUUCCUCGGUUUUUCAUCAUGACAUUGUUGCAAAUUUUCAUUCUAUCGAGUGUUUGUUGCUUGUUAUCAAGUGUAAACGGCAUUGUCCAUUACGGAGUGGAGCCAGAUCUUGAAAAGGAAAAUCCCGAAGGAGAAGCCGUCCAAAUUCUUCAUUCUCAUGGCCAUCGACAUCGUCAUUCUGGUUCUAGUUCAGGAUCUAGUUCUGAAUCUAGUUCAGGAUCUGAUUCGAGCUCCAGCUCCGGAUCUGACUCGAGCUCCAGCUCUGGAUCUGACUCGUCGUCCAGCGAAGGCGACUCUGAUGAUUCCGAUUUCUUGAUUGACGAUUCACUAUUGGAAGUCAGGUUUACAGCGUUUGGAGAUCCGGUUCAGGUGAGCCUGAAAAGGGUCAACAGUCAGUUGGCCGGUGCAACAACACCUGUGUGGUUAGCCGAAGGAUCAGACGCGGGCAACAUCACGUUUACGCGAGCCCACACUAAUGCCCUCGGGAAAGCAGUUCGUUUGUACCAAGACCGAGGCUCAGGUUCAUCAGUCCUGCUGAUCGGCGAAAAUCUCGGAGAUCCAUAUUUUCUGGGUGUGAUAGCAGGAUACAACAUUCAUCGUCCGCCACCUGAAGCGCGAAAGAAGCGCUCGGUUGCACGACGAUCACCAGUCGACGGAUACGCAGUUUCAGAUUAUCACUAUGUGUCGAGAUAUUCCAGAAGAAGGAGGGCAGCUACUUUAGAAGCUCUUUCGACAAUCGAAUCCCGCCGAAGACGGGACGUCAACAACGAGACCUCAAGCACCACAAUUUAUCCGGAAAUCUUGGUAGCGACUGAUUAUGAUCUGGGAAUCACUUCGACAACGAGCGAGGAAUUUUAUGAUCAUCUGAUCUACGUACUGGCGUUCUUCAACGGCGUCGAUCUGCUGUUCCAAGACAUCUCCAGUCCAGAAAUUCGUUUACACAUCGCUGGCAUCGUCGUCAACGCUAAUCGAGCUGCAGUACCGUACAUUCAUAACAAUAUAAGGGAUGAUGGAUCAAUCAAUGGGAGAAAAGCGGCUGAAGACGCUGGACCUUUUUAUUUUGGACACAUCGACUCCUCGGAAUUUCCAGCUGGAUCCUACGACGUUGUCGUGACCAUGACAAACACCUAUGUUUGUGAUGCAUACGAAGCGGAUAUUUGCACGCCAUUAAUUACUGGUGUGUCAACUAUUCAUCCUGUCUGCCAGAAUAAUUAUCCUGUUGUCAACAUGUCAGCUAUUAUCGAAGAUGAUUUGGCUUUCAGUGGUACACGAAUUGCUGGUCAUGAGCUGGGUCAUAUAUUGGGAGCCGGACAUGAUGGCGAUGAAGACGAGGGCGGUGGUGACUGUGACUUCCAUGACGGAUACAUCAUGUCAAGGUACAAUGUCAACAGUACAGUGAGUCUCAAGUGGUCAGCAUGCAGUAAAGCAAGUUUGCGAGAAGAACUGAGCAAUGCAACUGCUGAUUGUCUUCGCAAUCCCCCUGACUGGAAGAAAGACGGAGAGAAACUGCCACCGAUUCUACCCGGAAACCUGAAAGGUACCAACGCUCAAUGUCAAAAUCUGGGAUACGUCCGAUCUUGUCUGGGUCCUAACAUUUGUAAUGCCCUGCAAUGCACACAUGAUCCGUUCCUGUCCACCUCAAACUGCAAAAAAGUCGGAGAACCGGCAGCUCAAGGAGCUUAUUGCGGUUUUAAUCACCACUGCAUCAAUGGCGAUUGCGUUCCAGUGGAAUCUAGCGAAGUGUAGAACGAAAAAUAUAGUCAGGCUGUGUACAACCGAAACGUGGACAUAUAAUUAUUCUUAUAUCAUCAAUUCGUAUUUGAUCGUAUUUGUAUUUUGACUGAUGACUUAAUAAAUAUUUGUGUGGCAUGCA
Messenger RNA from Diachasmimorpha longicaudata, 1919 nucleotides. RefSeq names its product A disintegrin and metalloproteinase with thrombospondin motifs like. Gene Ontology annotation, biological process: proteolysis. The transcript is spliced from 12 exons. The coding region runs from base 65 to 1792 and encodes 575 amino acids. NCBI's taxonomy places the organism in Eukaryota, Metazoa, Arthropoda, Insecta, Hymenoptera, Braconidae. Gene Ontology annotation, molecular function: metalloendopeptidase activity. The record is from RefSeq and is a predicted model, not a curated record.